GGGAGGAUGCAUCUCUGCCUCCUGGCAGCAGCACAUGAAAGCAGUUAUCUGCUGCUGCACAGAUAAACAAUCUCCAUCUCUGCUUCAGAAAAGGCAGAUCAUUGUCAGAACUACUAAAUACAGUCAACAGACCCUGAAAAUUAACUUAUUCUAAGGAUGAACAUUUUGUCUGUUAGAAAGGGCAUCACUUGCCCGCCUCAAGAUGCUAACUGCACUAGGAUUCUGGAGUCCAUGAGCACCUGGAAUAGUUCAGAAGUGAGCUCAUACAGACUUGUGGAACUACCACCAGUCUUCACCACUAUGGAAACACCAAAGGAUAAUGUUCACCGUGUCUUCCCUACAGUUGAUGCUCCAGAUCAUGUUCACUAUACAAUUGGAGCUGUGAUCCUGGCAGUAGGAAUAACAGGAAUGCUGGGUAACUUCCUUGUUAUCUAUGCUUUUUGCAGGAGUAGGAGUCUUCGAUCUCCAGCCAACAUGUUCAUCAUCAAUCUAGCUAUUAGUGACUUCUUAAUGUGCAUAACUCAGGCACCAGUGUUUUUUACAACAAGCCUACAUAAGAGGUGGAUCUUUGGAGAGAAAGGAUGUGAGUUAUAUGCUUUCUGUGGUGCCCUGUUUGGGAUCACAUCAAUGAUUACACUGAUGGUGAUUGCUUUGGAUAGGUAUUUCGUAAUCACCCGACCGCUUACUUCCAUUGGAGUGAUGUCCAAGAAGAGGGCAGUGUUAAUCCUUUUAGGUGUUUGGCUGUAUUCUUUGGCCUGGAGUCUUCCUCCCUUCUUUGGUUGGAGUGCUUAUGUGCCUGAAGGCCUCCUGACAUCUUGCAGCUGGGACUACGUGACCUUCACACCCUCUGUUAGAGCCUACACCAUGCUCCUCUUCUGCUUUGUCUUCUUCAUCCCCCUUUUUGUUAUAAUCUAUUGCUACAUCUUUAUUUUUAAGGCCAUCAAGAACACUAACAGGGCUGUUCAUAAAAUCGGAGCUGACCACAACAAGGAAUCUCAGAAACAGUAUCAGAAAAUGAAGACUGAGUGGAAGAUGGCAAAGAUUGCACUCAUUGUCAUCCUUCUUUAUGUGAUUUCUUGGGCCCCCUAUUCUAUUGUUGCAUUGAUGGCCUUUGCUGGGUAUGCAAACAUGUUAACACCAUAUAUGAAUUCUGUGCCUGCUGUGAUUGCAAAGGCAUCUGCCAUUCACAAUCCAAUAAUCUAUGCCAUUACUCAUCCUAAAUACAGGAUGGCAAUUGCAAAGUAUAUUCCUUGUUUGAAACCAAUCCUCCGAGUGACUCGCAAAGAUUCCAGAUCCUUUAGCAGCUAUCCAUCUUCUCGCCGCUCCACUGUUACAAGUCAUUGCAGUCAAACUUCUGACAUAUGUGGGCACCCCAGACUUAAAGGACCCAUGCCUUCUGUCUCAGAUAGUGAAUCGGGUUGGACUGAUACUGAAGCUGACAUUAGUAGUGUGAACUCCAGGCCAGCCAGUAGGCAGGUUUCCUAUGAAAUGGGCAAAGACACCACUGAGCUCAAUGACAUAAUGUCCAAAGCUAAGCUGAAAAGUCAUGAUUCUGGAAUUUUUGAGAAGACCUCCAUGGAUGCAGAUGACAUAUCUUUGGUAGAAAUUGGCCCAUCCGAUCGCAGUUCUCCUCUUGCAACAGGUAGAAGUUUGAAUGGCGUUGGACAAAGAAAGGGAGAUCCUAUCUCCCGUGUAGCAGCAUCACGAAUACCCAGCAUCGUAGUGACCUAUAACAAUUACCAAGGCAACCAGGCAGCAGUAGAACAUAACUCAACCCUGCCCUGUCAAAGGACCAAUGGACCAAAACAUAAUACAAUUGCCACCAUCAUUACGGAAACCAUCCCUGAAAACAGCACAGAGACAUUGACAAAUCAGUCAUCACCAAAAAAAUCAUGAAGAAAAAUUAUGUAUACAUUGACUAUUCACUGUGCCAUCAUUUAUUCUGGCUACUAUACAAAGACCACGGAAAGGGUAUUUAGUUCUGUAUUUAUGGCAAAUGUAUCAUUCCACACCAUCAGUGUAUUCACCACACGUAUCCAUCUGUAGUGACUGUGUGUUUAUUCUAAAACUAUUUAAAUGUCAGGAGAUUUGUUGUGUUUUUUUUUUUUUUUUUU
Rana temporaria (common frog) is the source of this 2114-nucleotide messenger RNA. It is a transcript of the gene OPN4, whose product is annotated as opsin 4. NCBI's taxonomy places the organism in Eukaryota, Metazoa, Chordata, Amphibia, Anura, Ranidae. Gene Ontology annotation, biological process: visual perception; G protein-coupled receptor signaling pathway. Gene Ontology annotation, cellular component: membrane. Bases 157 to 1896 code for a protein of 579 amino acids. The transcript has 11 exons. Gene Ontology annotation, molecular function: G protein-coupled receptor activity. The record is from RefSeq and is a predicted model, not a curated record.